This is a messenger RNA of Rhagoletis zephyria (snowberry fruit fly), 1233 nucleotides long. RefSeq lists its product as uncharacterized. Gene Ontology annotation, biological process: DNA integration. Gene Ontology annotation, molecular function: nucleic acid binding. Lineage: Eukaryota; Metazoa; Arthropoda; Insecta; Diptera; Tephritidae. The record is from RefSeq and is a predicted model, not a curated record.
AUGUUACUCUGUUACGACUUCAAGAUUGAAUACCGGCAGACGACUAAGUUUGGACAGGCGGAUGCGCUUUCAAGACUUAUUUAUGACCAGCAGAACAAAAAAGAAUCUGAAGACGUGGUGAUCGGAGGUAUCGAAAUGGACAUUGCCGCCAUACUUGAGGAAAGCGUACAAUCCCUGCCGAUCACACAUGCACAAAUUCGCGCGUGCACUGAGAAGGAUGAUACACUGGUUCAAGUUGAAAAGUUCAUCCGCGAAGCGUGGCCAAAAAAAAUUGAGAGAGAAAGUGCAUUGUGGCAUUUUUACAAUCACAAAGAUUCGCUGUCAAUCGUACAAGACUGCAUCAUGAUGCAGAAUCGCAUUGUGAUCCCGAAAAGCUUACAGAACAAGGUACUUAAAAGACUACAUGUUGGUCAUCCUGGAGUGUCAAGAAUGAAGCGGCUAGCUCGUAGCUUCGUGUAUUGGCCAAGGAUUGACAACGAAAUUGAAAGAUUAGUUAAGGAUUGUGAAGCGUGCUCAGAGUUCAACAAGGAUGCACUGAAGGCCCCGCUCCACCUGUGGGAGCCAACCACAAGGCCGUGGGAAAGAGUUCAUGCAGAUUUUGCCGGUCCCGUAGAUGGGCUCAUGUAUCUCAUAAUAGUCGACGCUUAUUCGAAGUGGCCGGAAAUUUUCGAGAUGAAAUCUGCAACAGCAAGCACCACGAUUGAAAGAUUCAUGUCUGUGUGCGCGAAAUACGGCAAUCCGCAAGUACUCGUAACAGACAAUGGGGUACAGUUCAAUUCAGAAAAAUUCGAAGACUUCUGCAGAAUUCGUGGCAUUGAACAUAUCAACUCGCCUCCGUUCCAUCCACAAUCGAACGGCCAGGCUGAGAGGUUCGUAGAUACAUUCAAGCGAACGUUCAAGAAACUCCGAAGGGAGGAACCAGCGGGAGUAGCCUUACAGACGAUGUUACAAGCGUAUAGGAGUACACCGAAACCAGACGGCAAAUCUCCCGCGGAGUUGUUCCUGGGCCGCCAAAUUCGCACAGAGUUAAGUCUACUUGUGCCUGACACUCCACCUCAACAGUCAAGAAAACCUGGUGCCUCGUACAAGAUGUACUUCGACAAACGUCAUAGAGCGAAGAUGAGGGUUUUCCGACCCGAAGAGCCAGUGUUCGCGAAAGACUACCGGACUCCGAACAGACCUAAGUGGGUACCCGGGGUCGUGAUCGAACGCAAGGGCAAAGUCCUCUAUAGG